AUGACGUCUUCACAGCCGGUAUUGAACCAGGUGGUUCGGUACCUUGAAGGCCCCGACGGCUUCGAGGGUUGGCUCGUGACAGUCGAGCUUGCCCUCAUGGCCUCCGAUCUUCAGGAUCACACAGCCCGAACGCCUGACCCUGCGACUAAGGACUGGGUCAUUGACGACAUCAAGACCAGAGGCGUCAUCAUACACUACAUCAGUCACGAUCUGAUUGUCAAGCUGAAGCAAGACGACUGGACUCCAAACUCCACGGCGAAGGCCACUAUGGAGCGGCUCAAGACGAUCCUCAUGCACGUCGCGGAAGACUCGCGGCAAGACACGAUAAAACAGUCCUUCAAUAUCUACCUCCGCAAAUUCGGAACCAUCGAACAAUUCAUUGACAAAAUACAUUGGUGCUGGACGCGACUCGAGGCAGUGCUUGACAAGCUUGACGAGAAGCUCUUCUGUAUACGCAGCAAUGGAAGGCUUCCGGGAAGCCGAGGCUGA
Purpureocillium takamizusanense is the source of this 489-nucleotide messenger RNA. RefSeq lists its product as uncharacterized. The transcript has a single exon. Lineage: Eukaryota; Fungi; Ascomycota; Sordariomycetes; Hypocreales; Ophiocordycipitaceae. The record is from RefSeq and is a predicted model, not a curated record. Bases 1 to 489 code for a protein of 162 amino acids.